AUGAACUCUAUCGAAGCGGAAAGUACUUUUGCGUACCACGGCUUGGAGACAAACGGCACCGCACAUGCUGAGGUCGUGAAGUCACUGAUCAGAAAAUUCCUCGAUACUGUGAAAUUUGAUCGCAGUCUUCCCUUCAUCAAAGACUGCGAGCUCGAGUCUGCCGUGUGGACAUAUUUCAAGAGCUUGACCAUGGGCGCAAAGACCGAGGAAUGUGUUCAGAAGGCGCUCAAAUUGUCCGUUACUCUAACGCACCAGGCAUACACCAAUCUACCAUUUGAGAACAAGGUUCUUUGUGCCGUGCAAAUACUCUAUAUGUUUUUGGUGGACGAUAUCGCCGAGUACUUCAUGGAAGACCUGCGAUGUUUUUGUCAAAACUUUCUUCUCAACAAUGGCCACAAGCACCCCUUGCUCGCCAACUUCGACACGCACCUACGCUAUCUAUCCCGUUACUACGGGCCCUACUGCCAUUCUACCAUCAUCAAGUCACUGUUUGACUACGUCAACGGUCGUAUCAUCGAGCAUGAGAUGGAGCAAUCGGAAUUUAACUUCCCUUCCACUGCACGCUUAAUGCCUAUGUUUCUACGCACCAAAGUGGGCGCUGCUGAGAUUCUAGUGUCUAUGAUGUGGCCUAAAGCCAUAUUCCCGGAAGAGACCUACCUCAUGCAGUAUUUUCCAGCUAUACAGGAGCUUGUCGUCUUCAUUGAUUUUACAAACGACAUUUUGUCCUACUACAAGGAAUUCGUUAUCAGACAGGAAAAGGGCAACUUCGUGGCCAACUUUGCUGAAACACAUGAUAUGUCUCAUUUGGAUGUUUUAAGACAUCUGGUUGGCUAUGCUCCUAAGGCUAUGGACUCUGCAUGUCGAACUUUGGAAAAAGACAGUGACCUACUGGAGACUGUGCGAACAUUUGUCAAUGGGUGGAUUAUGCUGUGCACUGCCCAUCGCAGGUACCAUCUCGUAGAGCUGUUCGAAGGGGAGGAUUAUCUGCCGGCAUAUGAUGAGGACUCAUGA
Molecule: messenger RNA, 1011 nt
Organism: Penicillium nucicola
Lineage: Eukaryota; Fungi; Ascomycota; Eurotiomycetes; Eurotiales; Aspergillaceae
Product: terpenoid synthase
Exons: 3
Coding region: 1-1011 (336 amino acids)
Molecular function (GO): carbon-oxygen lyase activity, acting on phosphates
Source: RefSeq, a predicted model, not a curated record